This is a messenger RNA of Alosa sapidissima (American shad), 1701 nucleotides long. RefSeq names its product translocase of inner mitochondrial membrane 50 homolog (S. cerevisiae) (gene timm50). Gene Ontology annotation, molecular function: phosphoprotein phosphatase activity. The transcript is spliced from 11 exons. Lineage: Eukaryota; Metazoa; Chordata; Actinopteri; Clupeiformes; Clupeidae. The coding region runs from base 26 to 1192 and encodes 388 amino acids. The record is from RefSeq and is a predicted model, not a curated record.
UUCCUCUUCAAACAAGAUUUGCAAGAUGGCGGCGAUGUCUGUGUACCCCAUGUGUAUUCGGGCCAGCCACGGCUUUCUCCGGCUCCGGAAAGGUGUCCGCUGUCUAGAUCCGUCUGUGAUGGACUUGAUUCGUGUACUGUCAACAGAUCCCUCAAAAUCAGACAGUAAUGCUGUGGGUGGACUGGCUCAAGCUAUUUUGCAAGAACGUCUUCAGCAGCAACAGAGGAGUCAGGAUCAACUUUCCAAAGGAGAGGGAGAUCCCAACCAAAGACAAGAGAAGAGUGAGGAAAAUAAACAAAAAGAAAACACAGCCUAUGCCAAGAAAAUGGUUCUUCGGUUAGCAGGACUUAUGGGACUUGGUGGUGCAGUCGGUGUGGUGUAUAUAUUUGGUAGUAAUUCUGUGGAUGAUCAAGGAAACAAGAUUCCAGAUGAAUUUGAUAAUGAUGUGCCAGUUGUUCAACAACUGAAGAGAACAUGGAAAUACUUUCAAGACUACAGACAGAUGAUCAUUGAACCCACAAGCCCCAAGCUUCUUCCAGACCCCCUGCGAGAGCCCUACUAUCAGCCUCCAUACACGUUAGUGCUUGAGCUCACUGAUGUCUUGCUUCACCCAGAGUGGUCGCUUGCCACAGGCUGGCGUUUCAAAAAGAGACCUGGCAUAGACUACCUCUUCCAACAACUGGCUCCACUCUAUGAGAUUGUCAUAUUCACAGCAGAGACCGGCAUGACAGCAUAUCCCCUCAUUGACAGCAUAGACCCCCAGGGCUUUGUCAUGUACCGCCUUUUCAGAGAUGCCACACGCUACAUGGAGGGACAUCAUGUCAAGGACGUAUCUUGUCUAAACAGGGACACCUCUAAAGUUAUCGUGGUAGACUGCAAAAGAGAGGCCUUCAGCCUGCAGCCUUUCAACGGUAUGGCACUUCACAAGUGGGAUGGAAACUCUGAAGACCGCACUCUCUACGACUUGGCUGCGUUUCUGAAAACCAUUGCAAUCAGUGGAGUUGAGGAUGUACGCACAGUGCUGGAGAAUUAUGCCCAUGAGGAUGACCCUAUUGAAGCCUUCAAGCGAAGACAAGCACAGCUGGCACAGCAGGAAGAAGAACAGCGACAAUCAGAGUUGGCUCAACAGAAGAAGCAAGGCUUCUCUCUAGGCUCUAUUGCUGGACGCUGGUUUAGAUCAAAGCAGCAAUGAAGCAAUACAGAAAACACAUAUAACCCACCAGUGGAAGAGGACCCCAAAGAAACAGUCACUGAAUGGGGUUGGAAAUACAAGCGGACACAAGCAAGCCCCAUCUUGUCACCUCUACUGAAUUGGGGGCAGGAUACCUCCUUCAUUUAACAUUAGUGAAGAGACUUUAUGGAUAUUGGUAACAGACAGCACUGGUCCUCUUGCCCUCACAGGCAAUAUGUGGGUGGGCUCCUUUCUGACAACUGUCGGCUCAUAUUUCCAUAAAGGUUACACAACAUGUCUGCAAAGACUGGCCAUAAAUGAGGGUAUACACAUUUUAAGGCAACACUCAACUCAACUGUAAUAAAAGGGUAGCUGACUUAUACUGGGAUGUUUGUGUUGAAGUUCAGACCUUCAUCAGACCCAGUGUCAGUGUCCGUCUCUGUUGCCUGAAGUGCUUGUGGUGUACUGUAUAGUGCUAUUAAUGUUGCCUAUCCAGUUAUUCUUCAAUAAAUAAGUUGUGGCAACUUUCA